AUGUCUAGUUCAGUUCCUUAUGACCCAUAUGUCCAACCUGAAUCAAUGUCCAAUGGUGACAAAGCUGCUGCUUUGAAAGCCGAAAUUGACGAUACUGUUGGUAUUAUGAGAGAUAACAUCAACAAAGUAGCAGAACGUGGUGAACGUUUAGGAUCUAUUGAAGAUAAAGCAGACAAUUUGGAAGUUUCUGCACAAGGGUUCAAACGUGGUGCUAACCGUGUAAGAAAAGCCAUGUGGUGGAAGAAUUUAAAGAUGAAAAUGUGUCUUAUAUUCGUCAUUAUCAUCUUGCUGGUGGUUAUCAUUAUUCCAAUUGUCAUUCAUUUCACUUGA
Messenger RNA from Henningerozyma blattae CBS 6284, 330 nucleotides. Its product is annotated as SNAP receptor SNC1. NCBI's taxonomy places the organism in Eukaryota, Fungi, Ascomycota, Saccharomycetes, Saccharomycetales, Saccharomycetaceae. The coding region runs from base 1 to 330 and encodes 109 amino acids. The record is from RefSeq and is a predicted model, not a curated record. The transcript is spliced from 2 exons. Gene Ontology annotation, biological process: vesicle-mediated transport; vesicle fusion. Gene Ontology annotation, molecular function: syntaxin binding; SNAP receptor activity. Gene Ontology annotation, cellular component: SNARE complex; plasma membrane.